Dipodomys spectabilis (banner-tailed kangaroo rat) is the source of this 3601-nucleotide messenger RNA. It is a transcript of the gene Grm5, whose product is annotated as glutamate metabotropic receptor 5. The transcript is spliced from 9 exons. Gene Ontology annotation, cellular component: postsynaptic density membrane. The record is from RefSeq and is a predicted model, not a curated record. Lineage: Eukaryota; Metazoa; Chordata; Mammalia; Rodentia; Heteromyidae. Bases 1 to 3600 code for a protein of 1199 amino acids. Gene Ontology annotation, biological process: G protein-coupled glutamate receptor signaling pathway; regulation of synaptic transmission, glutamatergic; trans-synaptic signaling by endocannabinoid, modulating synaptic transmission. Gene Ontology annotation, molecular function: G protein-coupled receptor activity involved in regulation of postsynaptic membrane potential; adenylate cyclase inhibiting G protein-coupled glutamate receptor activity.
AUGGUCCUUCUGCUGAUCCUGUCAGUCCUGCUGUUGAAAGAAGAUGUCCGUGGGAGCGCCCAGUCCAGUGAGAGGAGAGUGGUGGCUCACAUGCCAGGCGACAUCAUCAUUGGGGCUCUCUUCUCCGUCCACCACCAGCCCACAGUGGACAAAGUGCAUGAGAGGAAGUGCGGGGCUGUGCGUGAGCAGUAUGGCAUCCAGAGAGUGGAGGCCAUGCUGCAUACCCUGGAGAGGAUCAACAACGACCCCACACUCUUACCCAACAUCACACUUGGCUGUGAGAUAAGGGAUUCCUGCUGGCACUCAGCCGUGGCCCUGGAGCAGAGCAUUGAGUUCAUUAGGGACUCUCUCAUUUCUUCGGAAGAAGAGGAGGGCUUGGUACGCUGUGUGGAUGGCUCUUCAUCCUUUCGCUCCAAGAAGCCCAUAGUAGGGGUCAUCGGGCCUGGCUCCAGCUCAGUGGCCAUUCAAGUCCAGAACUUGCUCCAGCUGUUCAACAUACCUCAGAUUGCUUACUCGGCCACCAGCAUGGAUCUGAGUGACAAAACUCUAUUCAAGUACUUCAUGAGGGUUGUGCCUUCCGAUGCCCAGCAGGCUCGAGCCAUGGUGGACAUAGUGAAGAGAUACAACUGGACCUACGUGUCGGCCGUACACACAGAAGGCAACUAUGGAGAGAGUGGGAUGGAGGCAUUCAAAGACAUGUCAGCCAAAGAAGGUAUCUGCAUCGCCCACUCCUACAAAAUCUACAGCAAUGCAGGGGAGCAGAGCUUUGACAAGCUGCUGAAGAAGCUCACCAGUCACUUGCCUAAAGCUCGGGUGGUAGCCUGCUUCUGUGAGGGCAUGACAGUGAGAGGUCUGCUGAUGGCCAUGAGGCGCCUGGGUCUAGCGGGAGAAUUUCUGCUUCUAGGCAGUGAUGGCUGGGCUGACAGGUAUGACGUGACAGAUGGGUAUCAGCGAGAAGCUGUUGGUGGAAUCACAAUCAAGCUCCAGUCUCCUGACGUCAAGUGGUUUGAUGACUAUUACCUGAAACUCCGGCCAGAAACAAACCUUCGAAACCCUUGGUUUCAAGAAUUCUGGCAGCAUCGUUUUCAGUGCCGUCUGGAAGGGUUUGCACAGGAGAACAGCAAAUAUAACAAGACUUGCAAUAGUUCCCUGACUCUCAGAACACAUCAUGUUCAAGACUCUAAAAUGGGGUUUGUGAUCAAUGCAAUCUACUCCAUGGCCUAUGGCCUCCACAACAUGCAGAUGUCCCUGUGCCCUGGCUACGCGGGACUCUGUGAUGCAAUGAAACCAAUUGAUGGGCGGAAACUUUUGGACUCCUUAAUGAAAACCAAUUUCACUGGAGUUUCUGGAGACAUGAUCCUAUUUGAUGAGAAUGGAGACUCUCCAGGAAGGUAUGAAAUAAUGAAUUUCAAGGAAAUGGGAAAAGAUUAUUUUGAUUACAUCAAUGUUGGAAGUUGGGACAAUGGAGAAUUAAAAAUGGAUGAUGAUGAAGUAUGGUCCAAAAAGAAUCACAUCAUCAGAUCUGUAUGCAGUGAACCAUGUGAGAAAGGCCAGAUAAAGGUGAUCCGGAAGGGAGAAGUCAGCUGUUGUUGGACGUGCACUCCUUGUAAGGAGAACGAGUACGUCUUUGAUGAGUACACCUGCAAAGCUUGCCAGCUGGGGUCCUGGCCCACGGAUGAUCUGACAGGUUGUGAUUUGAUCCCGGUGCAGUACCUUCGCUGGGGAGACCCUGAGCCCAUUGCAGCCGUGGUGUUUGCCUGCCUUGGCCUGCUUGCCACUCUGUUUGUUACUGUCAUCUUCAUCAUUUACCGUGAUACUCCAGUAGUCAAGUCCUCCAGCAGGGAGCUCUGCUACAUUAUUCUUGCUGGCAUCUGCCUUGGCUAUUUAUGUACCUUUUGCCUCAUCGCAAAGCCCAAACAGAUUUAUUGCUAUCUUCAGAGAAUUGGCAUUGGUCUCUCUCCAGCAAUGAGCUACUCGGCCCUGGUAACCAAGACCAACCGUAUUGCCAGAAUCCUAGCUGGCAGCAAGAAGAAGAUCUGUACAAAAAAGCCUAGAUUCAUGAGUGCCUGUGCCCAGUUAGUGAUUGCUUUCAUCCUCAUAUGUAUCCAGUUAGGCAUUAUUGUGGCUCUUUUCAUCAUGGAGCCUCCUGAUAUCAUGCACGACUACCCAAGCAUUAGGGAAGUCUACCUGAUUUGUAACACCACCAACCUAGGCGUUGUCACUCCUCUCGGAUACAAUGGGUUACUGAUUUUGAGCUGCACUUUCUAUGCGUUCAAGACAAGAAAUGUUCCAGCCAACUUCAACGAGGCCAAGUACAUCGCCUUCACGAUGUACACCACCUGCAUCAUAUGGCUGGCCUUUGUGCCGAUCUACUUCGGCAGCAACUACAAAAUCAUUACCAUGUGCUUCUCCGUCAGCCUGAGUGCCACAGUGGCCCUCGGCUGCAUGUUUGUGCCAAAGGUGUACAUCAUCCUUGCCAAACCGGAGAGAAAUGUGCGCAGCGCCUUCACCACGUCCACUGUGGUGCGCAUGCACGUGGGAGACGGCAAGUCUUCUUCUGCAGCCAGCAGGUCCAGCAGCCUCGUCAACUUGUGGAAGAGGAGGGGCUCCUCUGGGGAAACCCUAAGGUACAAAGACAGGAGGCUGGCCCAGCACAAGUCGGAAAUAGAGUGUUUCACCCCCAAAGGGAGUAUGGGGAAUGGUGGGAGAGCAACAAUGAGCAGCUCCAAUGGAAAGUCCGUUACCUGGGCGCAGAACGAGAAGAGCAGCCGCGGCCAGCACCUGUGGCAGCGGCUGUCGGUGCACAUCAACAAGAAGGAGAACCCCAACCAGACGGCCGUGAUCAAGCCCUUCCCGAAGAGCGCCGAGAGCCGCGGGCCGGGCCCCGGCGCGGGCGGCGCGGGCCCGGGGGCGGCGGGGCGCGCGGCCUGCGCGGCGCCCACAGGCGCCGAGCCUCCGGACACGGGCGCGAAGCCUCUGUUCCACGCGGCGGAAGGCGAGGAGCCGCUCCCCGCGUCCCCGAGCGCGCGCUCGCCCUCGCCUCUUCGCACGCUGAGCCGGGGCCCGGACGAGGACGCGGCCCCGCGGCCGGCGGAGCCCACGGCGCGCGGGGGCCCAGCGCAGGGUUCGCUCAUGGAGCAGAUCAGCAGCGUGGUGACGCGCUUCACCGCCAACAUCAGUGAGCUCAACUCCAUGAUGCUGGCCCCCGCGGCAGGCCCGGGCCCCGGCGCCCCGCUUUGCUCGUCCUACCUGAUCCCCAAGGAAAUCCAGCUGCCCACGACAGUGACGACCUUCGCCGAGAUCCAGCCACUCCCAGCCAUCGAGGUCACCGGCGGCGCGCAGCCCGGGGCGGGGCCCUCGCCUGGGGGGACCGCACCCCAAGACGCCCCGGGGGCAGCUGGGGCCGAGGCGGCGCCCUGCAAGCCCGACCUGGAAGAGCUGGUGGCCCUCACGCCGCCCUCCCCAUUCCGAGACUCGGUGGACUCGGGAAGCACCACCCCCAACUCGCCGGUGUCCGAGUCGGCCCUGUGCAUCCCGUCCUCUCCCAAAUAUGACGCUCUCAUCAUCCGCGAUUACACUCAGAGCUCCUCGUCCUUGUGAG